Oryzias melastigma (Indian medaka) is the source of this 2721-nucleotide messenger RNA. RefSeq names its product alpha-2B adrenergic receptor. The record is from RefSeq and is a predicted model, not a curated record. The transcript is spliced from 2 exons. Gene Ontology annotation, cellular component: membrane. Gene Ontology annotation, molecular function: adrenergic receptor activity. Bases 470 to 1771 code for a protein of 433 amino acids. NCBI's taxonomy places the organism in Eukaryota, Metazoa, Chordata, Actinopteri, Beloniformes, Adrianichthyidae. Gene Ontology annotation, biological process: adenylate cyclase-activating adrenergic receptor signaling pathway.
UUUUAUUUUUACUAAGAAAACAGUUUGACUGUUUUUACUGAGAAUUUAUGUCGUUAAUUAAAAUAAUCCAAUAAAUAAACAAACAAACACACAAAUCUUGUGUUUUGAUGGAGUUUUCUGCUUCUUAUCUUCACCUCCAUCCUGCCUCGCACGCAGAUGUGGGAGGCAGGUGACCGCCUCGUGCGCGUAAAGACGCGCGUCAGCGCCGCUCUCAUCAGUCUCCGGAGCGCGCGCCGGUGUGUGAGCAGCUCCGCGCGCGCGGAUGCGCUGUGAUCGAUCACUCCCGCGGUUCGGAUCAGCAGAACAAAGUUCUGGAGCUGAGGAGGUCAUGGAGCCGCGCGGCGCAGAGGAGGACCCGCGUGAUCCCAUUCUCCUCUGAUCGGAGUCCGUCUCCACCUCGUCUCCCUGAGGACGUCCUUGACUUCAUGGUUUACUCCAGGAUCCCUCUCUUCUUCACCUUCUUCCUGUAAUGUUUGAGUCCGGCGCCGUCAUGGCGGGUAGCUCCAACUCCUCGUACUCUCCGCAAUCCGCGGCAGCAUUUGCCACCGCCAUCACCUUCAUGAUCCUCAUGACCAUCGUGGGGAACGUCCUGGUCAUCAUCGCUGUCCUGACGUCCCGGACCCUGAAGGCGCCUCAGAACCUCUUCCUGGUGUCUCUGGCGGCCGCAGAUAUCCUAGUGGCGACCAUCAUCAUCCCCUUCUCACUGGCCAACGAGCUGCUGGGCUCCUGGGUCUUCAGCUCCAUCUGGUGUGAAAUCCACCAGACUUUGGACGUCCUCUUCUGCACCUCCUCCAUCGGGCACCUGUGUGCCAUCGCGCUGGAUCGCUACCUGUCCAUCUCUCGGCCCGUCUCCUACAGUACCAAACGUACGGCCAAACGCAUCAAGUCGGCCAUCGUCACGGUCUGGCUGAUUUCUGCCGUCAUCUCCUUCCCUCAUUUUCUGACCAUGAGUAAGAAAGUCGGAGGAGACAACAAGUGUGAGCUGAACGAGAAGCCCUGGUACAUCCUUUACUCCACCAUCGGCUCCUUCUUCGCUCCCUGUGUGAUCAUGAUCCUGGUCUACAUACGGAUUUAUCAGAUCGCAAAGAAGCACACGCGCUGCCCCCCCGCUCAGCCGCAUAAAUUCACCGCCGGUGCAGCUGGAGAGGCCGAGGUGAAGUCGCCUUCUGAGGAACCCCAGAGGGAGAUCGGCCAAGGAGCUCCGACUGCAGAGCAGCUUCCCACCAUGUCCCAGUCGACUCUCAGAAAAGCAGCAGAGAACCCGGCUGAGGCCCCCCCAGAUCAGCCCCAGGUAGAGGCAGAACCGGCCGUUCCCUCCUCCAGCUCAGAGUCUGUUGCUGAGCAGCAAACCAUCGAGGAGGGAGACGGAGACGGUCCCGAAACUUUGGACCCGAGUCCAACCUGCAAAUACAAAGACACCAUCAAAACAUCGUCUGGCACCAAGCUGGCGCCCGAAGCCUCGGCGAAGACUCAGGAGACGCCGAUCUCCCGCCGCAAAGCCAUGAUGAACAGGGAGAAGAAGUUCACCUUCGUCCUGGCUGUGGUGAUGGGCGUGUUUGUCAUCUGCUGGUUCCCCUUCUUCUUCUCCUACUCGCUGCGGGCGGUAUGCCCUCAGAGCUGCAGCACCCCCAAACCGCUCUUCACCUUCUUCUUCUGGAUCGGCUACUGCAACUCCUGCCUCAACCCGGUCAUCUACACCGUCUUCAACCAGGACUUCCGCACAGCCUUCAAGAGGAUCCUGUACAGAGACACGAAGGGCACGUCCUUCUAGAGACCUGCAGGGACGAUUUCCCUCCGCCUGCACCGGCUUUACCAUCUUCUGCAGCGUGAACACAGAAGACGUGGAGCCUCUAAUGUGGCGUGAGAACGCUCAGACUUGAUGUCUUCUGUCCCUGAAGAAGAAGGCUUGGAUUUCUGUGGAAAGGAAGUGAGGAGGACACAGGAUCUGCGCUCUGUGAUCGCUGUGGACGUUGAUGGUUUGUUUUUGUGAGAAUGCAUGGAGUGGAGAAGAGUUGCCUGAGGGUCUGAUUGGCAGAGAGCAAACAUCACUAAGUGCCCUUUAUCCCAGAUAAAACAGGCACCGAGGGAACAUGAUCAGAGAAGACCAGAGCGUCUCCCUCCAUGUCCGCUGGGAGGUAAACCUCUCCGGUGGAACGGCUCGAUCAGCUGAUAGUCGACAGUCAUGGUGGGAAAAAGCAGAGCGGGAUCUGAGCAGAGGACGCAUGAGAACAAGCAUGAAAACGUUGGAGGCGUCUUCAGCUGAGCCGUUAAUUCCCCGCUGCCUUUCAUCUCUGCUCUCUUUGAUGUUUCCUGUUUCUCCAACUGCGCCGGACCCGACACGUGUUCAGGUUAAUGACUCAACACGUGUUCAGGUUAAUGACUCGACACGUGUUCAGGUUAAUGACUCGACACGUGGGCAUGUUCAGACUUCAGGUUAAGGUGAGACUGAACCAGAAGUUCCAAUUAAUUCAAGACGUUCGACCCAUUUGGGUUUACCGGCUCUUCUAUUCAGGACCCGACUGGUUCUUCAGGUUUUACUGGUGUUUAAUUGGAAAGAGGGAAAUAACCUAUUUGCAUUUUAAGACAGAAAUGUUAAGUCAGGCAUGUUUACUGGUUUUUAUGCUUUACAUGUACAAAAAUGUUCACAAAUUCUCUGCCGUCUUUACCAGGAAUCUCAAUAAAAGCCAAAACAAAAACCUUGAAAAAAAGGGGGUUUAGAAA